AUGAAGAAGGUGGCAGCAUGUGGUCUUGGAAUCGGGCAAUUCCCCACGAGACGACUCGUGAAAGCCUGCGCAGGGAAGAGACUCAUCAAGCCACUAAACUGGAUUAUCGAAAUCAACUCAACGGAAGUGACCGAAUACGAAUUCAACCAAUUCUGUUCAAAAGCUAUCUAUCUGGAAGCUUGUAUUACAAUCGAGAGAUCCAACUAUAAAAACAUACGAUGCCCACAUCUACAUCGAAUCAAACCAUGCAGACCAGGUAGACCUGUAUUCAAGAUCCACGAUAACCGUGAACUGGUCAACAUAGAAAUAUCUAGCGAUGUCACAUACGAGACCGGGGUGAGAGUGUUCGAAGUCACUAGAAAUCCGAAGCUCUCGAUAACCGUGAUCCACAGACUGAAGAAGAUUUGCACCAACUGCGAGAUCACAGCCUACCGGCCAAAAUGCAGUAGACUGGGACAUAUCAGAAGUUUCGACCAGCUCGUUAGGCUAUGUUCUGGCGAGUCUAUCAUCAUCACACCACCUGGCACCAUAUUCAAGACCGGUCUGACAGAGCUUAAAAUCACUCGACUACUUGCUGUCGCUGAGGAAGUUCGGAUGUGUCUUGAUAUUCAAAACACCAAUAUCAAACACCUCGUGUUCCCAAAAUUGAAACGAUGGAAGUCCUGUGCACCAAACAAGGCAGCAUUAACCAUUGUGAAUAAUUACCAUCUGAAAGAAUUGCGUUUCAACGCAUGUGAAGAUAACAGAUGUAUUGAGCGCAUGGUGAUAAGGGACAAUAUAGAGCUUCAUGAACAGUUCAUUCAACGGAUACGAAAAUACUGCUUCAACUGCCAUCUGAAGAGCUAUGUGCCAGGUCUUUUUUUUAUGAGAAACAUGAAACCGUUUCCAGGAAUAUUAUCAUUGAAAAAGAAGGCGCGGAGAUAUGGGGGAAAUACUCGUUUGUAUACCAGAGCGAUCUGCACUGAGGAAGCGCUUGGCACCGCAAGGCUCUAA
Messenger RNA from Cooperia oncophora, 993 nucleotides. Lineage: Eukaryota; Metazoa; Nematoda; Chromadorea; Rhabditida; Trichostrongylidae. The record is from the annotation of a GenBank genome assembly.